AUGUGUCCCAUGAUGCUCAACAGCCUUUCCGAUGGCCCUGCCAUGGUCCUGUCCCCUCCCCAGGAACACGCCUUCCUUCAGUUCCCUCGCCACUCUAGGCUUGGUACCGUCUCCCAAAACUCAAGCUCGUUUUUCUCGAGUGGUCCAAGCACCUCAUUUGGCGCAAAGCUCGCUGCAUCCGGGCCUGUCAAUGGAAAGCCAUCGCGCAAAAGAUCGCGUGAUGAAGCGGCGUUCGAAGAAGCUAUGAAUGCCCCCAGUGUGCCCUCCAUGCCCGCGCCAGCUCCUGUAAAGAAAGAGGAGCCCAUCUAUGGAGAAGGCAUGGUUCUUCUGAAUCCAAGAACCGGGCUGGUUCUCUCCGCAGAAACCCAGACAGGCACCUGGUACGAAGAAACGCUGGAGAGCACUGCUGCUUCUGCACCAUCUGUCUCGUCGCAUUCUCAGGCGUUUCAGUCCAGCCAGUCGAAUAUCUCUGGCCGGAAGUCUCAACGUCUCGAUCCCUCCGCUCCAAGACUUGACGAUAUCGCACUUUCGUCAAUGCAGCGGUUGCAGGACAGCGGCAAAGAUGACAACCGCCGCCUCCUUGACGCCACAAAUCGUUCGCCUGAUGAGCCGCUAGUUGACGACGCCACCCGCCUUCUCGGUAUCAGCUGGCAACGUAUUACAUUUGACGGCGAUGGCGACAUGGCAGCCGCAGUGCGCGGCUGGAAGAAAUACAUCGAUAAACAAUAUUCUGCGUAUCUCCUAGACUCUCAAAUACUUAUGAAGAAUCGAGCCUUGAACGCUUACCUCGUGACUGCACGACCUGUCACGCCUUUUGGACCAGCAAACUCCAAUGCCUUUUUCUUGUUCAACGACGAUCUCACCCAGGCUCAGCUGGUGGCAUCCGCUUGGGACACCUGCAUUCAAAACCUCCGGUCGAAUCCCAUUAUCUUCGAAGGGGCUCAGAUCCUGAAUGCCUCGCACCGAUCAGUCAAUAAUGCAUCCCUUCAAACACAGAAUAUCCUCGGCGCAAACCCCGCAGACGCCGGCCUUCCUCUCUUACAAACCCUCUCGGCACAGCCCGUCAGCAGUGGCGCGAGCGUUGGGCUGAACGGCAGCGUAGGAAUGGGGACGGGCAUGGACAUCGACGCGUAA
Messenger RNA from Aspergillus bombycis, 1134 nucleotides. RefSeq lists its product as uncharacterized. The record is from RefSeq and is a predicted model, not a curated record. NCBI's taxonomy places the organism in Eukaryota, Fungi, Ascomycota, Eurotiomycetes, Eurotiales, Aspergillaceae. The transcript has a single exon. The coding region runs from base 1 to 1134 and encodes 377 amino acids.